CAGCAGGUGAUUGGGAAAACAACUCUGUUUGCCUGGAGACGUUUACAAAUGGCGACGAUGAAAAGCGCAAUCGAAGAUCUGAAGGAUGACCGAGUGCCCCAGUGUUUAUACUGGAACGUGCAGCAAGUUGCUGACUGGAUUGAAGAUUUAGGAUUUCCAUUUUACCGGGCAUGUAUUACAGAAAAUUUGAUCAACGGACAAAAACUCAUCCACCUUUCAGCAGCACAUUUGCCAAAUAUUGGAAUUACAGACUUCGAACAUAUUAAGAUUGUUGCCAAAAGUGUGCGUGAUCUUCUGAAACUGGAGGAACCCAACUGGAACAGAAGCAUAUCCUUGCCCCCACGCACUGAUAUAGGUAUGUACCUGGAGAAGAAAGCCGGUACAGGGAAGGAGUGGGAUGGCGUGACGUUUGCCAAGUACCUGCUGGACAACAAGGAACCCAAGUGGUGUCCACCGCUCUCCAACCACUGCCUCAUCCUGCCUCACUGCUAGCCGGCCUCCUACACAGCUAGUCUGCCUCUGUUAGAUCUUGUCAGUAUGUGUAUGUUGUCCUUUUACAUUUAUGUCUUGUUCUGGAAUCUCUGUACACUAAAUAACUGUGUGUAAAGUGUUGUACUAGAUUAGCAUGUGUAGUCCACACAGGCUUAUCAGAGACAACACUUUCUGCCAAACUGGAUUUUUGCUCAUAAGAGACUUGACAAAUACAACAAAUGCAUCAAGUGCAUCGUCGGAUACCCACAGCUGCUGAUAACGCUCCGUUCAUCUAGGAAUGGAGGGUAAUGUAAUGAAUAGACGGGGGUGUCAGACGAUGCAUCAAGUGUCGUCCCAGACGGCACUUUAAGCACAUUAAUUAAGAUUUGAUGUCAGUUUUUCCAGGAAGGGACUCAUUUGACCUUUCCACCUUCAUGUGAUUUAUAAACAACAGAAUAUUUCGCUUCCACUGUUCAACAUGUAAAGGGUUGGAAACUGAUGUACGAUUUUUGUCUUUUAUUUACACAAAUAGUUUAACAACAUAUAAUACAGCAAAAAGCAUUCUUUCAUCAGGAUUCUGUUUGAAGGAAAAUUUAUGAUAAAUAUUAAUGAAUUCAUGCUGUAGUAUUUUUGUUAGUAAAUGUUUCUAUAGAUAAGCGUGAGGAGUGGAAGCACUACGUUUUGUAAGUAUAUUUCCCACAGACUGGAUUUAUAUACUGCCGCUAUGCCACUUUUUAUAAUCAUUUAUUGAUGUUAUAACAAUGUUGUAUAUAUUUACAUGUAUGCAAUAUGUUUCAAUAUAUGUUUGUCUUGUUGCCAAAUAUUUACUUUGCACUGUCGUUUUUUACUGUAAAAAUCAUGAAUUAUUGUUUCCUAUGUGAGAUUUUGAUUUAUUCUAAUGCAUGUAUUCACAAUAUUGACUUAAAUAUAUUUCAUACUACUUCAUAAUAAUAAAAGUGAAAACACAA
Messenger RNA from Dreissena polymorpha, 1439 nucleotides. RefSeq names its product sterile alpha motif domain-containing protein 15-like. Gene Ontology annotation, molecular function: protein binding. Bases 49 to 492 code for a protein of 147 amino acids. The transcript is spliced from 4 exons. Lineage: Eukaryota; Metazoa; Mollusca; Bivalvia; Myida; Dreissenidae. The record is from RefSeq and is a predicted model, not a curated record.